AAUGAACCUCCACUGCAAGUCCAAACAGAUCAGUAGCAGAGAUGAAUUUCGUCACACCAUUCAGUAAUAAAAUAUGGAGCAGAGUUCCUUUGUUGCUGUUUCCUGCUUUCAUACGAACACAGAGAACGGAUCAGGACAGCAGGACAGAGCUAACCACAGUGAUCCAGCCAUGGAUCAUAGCAACCUAAGUGAUGAUUCAUUAAGACUCUCCUCCAUCAUCUUCGCCUGCCUGUACAUACUGAUCUUUGUGGCUGGCCUGUUCCUGAACUCCAUGGCUGUGUGGGUGUUCUUCCAGAUCCGUAUGCAGAAGCGAACCUUCAUGUUAUACCUACGCAACAUGGCUGUGGCUGACCUCCUCAUGACCCUUACGCUACCAAUCGACGUGCUCAACGAGGCCAAAUUGGCACCUUCGAGUCUUAAAGCCGUGUCAUGCAAAUACACAGCAGUGCUCUUUUACUGCUGCAUGUACACCAGCAUCCUCUUCCUCGGAUUGGUGGCUCUGGAUCGCUACUUAAAGAUCGUGAGGCCGUUCGGUGGAAUGUGUGGCGCUUGUCUUUACAGUUACUCAUUCACCGUAGCCAUGGCUGUUAUGGUGUGGUUCACAAUGAUAGGUCUUUCACUUCCCAAUGCGAUACUGCACAAUCAGACUAAAGUAGAUAUAAUGGAUAAUUGUGCAGAUCUAAAAAGUGAUCUAGGUAAAAAAUGGCACACAGUGGUAGUCUACAUCAACAUACUGAUCUUCUGCCUAGUUCUGAUCACUCUGCUUACCUGCUACAUAUCCAUCUAUAGACACAUCCAUCGAUCCUCUGCCCAGUUUGUCAUAGUCGGAGAGACAACGCCACGUAAGACCAAAAAAGGCCAGAACAUUCUAGUCUUGCUGGUUGUGUUUUUUAUCUGCUUCGUUCCGUACCACCUUUGUAGGAUCCAAUUCACUGAAAGCCAGACUAACGGAGAGCAGAUGAAGGAUACCUUGAAGACUGGGAAAAAGGCAACGCUUUUGUUGGCUAUGUUCAAUGUCUGUCUGGACCCAAUCAUUUACUUCCUCAUGUCCAAGUCUUUUCGAAGUAAGCUCUCUCAAACCCUGGGAAUCUGGACACUCAGUGACAAAAUGUCCAUAUACUCUCCUGCAUCUACAAAGAAAACAACAGUAGUCAUGCUCUUUAAGGAAAGCCAAUCUUCUUGAGGUGUUCUGUCGACAGAAGGUUUAUACAUAACUUAUACAUAGAAAGCUGAUCAAUAUCAAUUGUCUACACAUACUCAGCAGAUAUUUUACUGCUCAGUCUCGAACCUGGGCAGAUAAGACUGAUGUUUUUCAAAUCAUUAAUUUAUCUAGCUUGUUUAACCUGUAGCCUCAGAUUACUGUUCUUGAGGUGCAACAAGAUGUGGUGGUCUUUUACUAAAAUUUCAGCAUUCUGCUCACCAUCGUUGUAGAGUGGUUAUUAGACUCACUGUAGCCUUCCUGUCUUCUCAAACCAGUCUGGCCAUUCUCAAAUAUUCUUUUGCACCAUUAUGUGGAUACGCUAGACUCACUUUGAUCACAUUUGUUUUCCUCAUCUUUAUGAUUGAUCCGUAUCCAUAUGACUUUCUGCAUUACGCAGCUGCCACUUGAAUGGCAAUUAUCCCAAAUGGGUCCCUAACCCAAAUGGGUCCCACCCCUUAUAUUGAUAGCUCCGCCCACACAUACAUAUGCAACCCAGGCAACUAAUGGAAAGAAAUAUGUUUUUAUCAUAGCUGAAGGGAAGAACAAUACGAUUGCAGAUAAACAAACAAGCAAAAAUGACACUCCAGCACUAGAAAGCUGAUCCUAUAUUUCCUACCGUAAACCUUUCUUCGCUUUUUGUUUUUAUCCACCAUGUCAAUGUUUCAAUCGCAUUUGGCUGAUGUCAGACAUGCACACUGAACAUUCUCUAAGCCGCAUAUUGACAAGACACGCCCCUUUCUACUCAUUGGUUACACGUUUGUUUUGUUUUUCGGCCGACUCAGUUUUCUGAAGCACUUCUCAAACAUCGUACAUCCCACCUUUAAGAUAAUUGGAUAAAUGUGCAGAUGGACAUAUUGGUGUGGACAGUAAGGGCAAAACUGUAUAUAUACCUGUUAUAAAUACCUGCUGUUUAAUUAUAUCACUGUGUGUAUUGGAUUUUUUAUAUUAAAAAUAACAAAGAAUCUAA
Molecule: messenger RNA, 2168 nt
Organism: Tachysurus vachellii
Lineage: Eukaryota; Metazoa; Chordata; Actinopteri; Siluriformes; Bagridae
Gene: wdr53
Product: WD repeat domain 53
Exons: 2
Coding region: 74-1183 (369 amino acids)
Biological process (GO): G protein-coupled receptor signaling pathway
Cellular component (GO): membrane
Molecular function (GO): protein binding; G protein-coupled purinergic nucleotide receptor activity
Source: RefSeq, a predicted model, not a curated record